This is a messenger RNA of Apodemus sylvaticus (European woodmouse), 2599 nucleotides long. It is a transcript of the gene Wdsub1, whose product is annotated as WD repeat, sterile alpha motif and U-box domain containing 1. Gene Ontology annotation, molecular function: ubiquitin-protein transferase activity; protein binding. NCBI's taxonomy places the organism in Eukaryota, Metazoa, Chordata, Mammalia, Rodentia, Muridae. The transcript has 11 exons. Bases 786 to 2216 code for a protein of 476 amino acids. The record is from RefSeq and is a predicted model, not a curated record. Gene Ontology annotation, biological process: protein ubiquitination.
AGUCUUUCUGCCCCAGUAUUUGAACAUCUCUACUGUAUACUGAGGAGCCCGUGAGACUUUACUUUCUAAGACCGCCUUGUCCAGUGUCCUGGCUUCCACAUGUAUUCCACGCUGGACACACAAAACUGAGGAUUUGAAGAUAAGAUUCUGGAUCUUAAUCCUUAUAAUUGUGUUGGGGUGGGGAUAUGUGGGUCAUGAAAUUAGAGCGUGAGAGCAGAAAGCCCAGGGAGGGCCUGGAAGGAAUAGAAUGCGCACAGCAUGAGGCCAGAGACCGGUUAGGAGCACCGGCUGCUCUUCCAGAAGACCUGGGUUUGAGUCCCAGCACCCACAUGACAGUGGCCUCUAACUCCAGCUCCAGGGCCCUCUUUAGGUCUCUACAUACGCUGUAUGCACAAAGUACAAACAUGCAUACAGGCAAAACACUCAACUGCUACACACACUGAUACACACUACUCAUAUACUACACACAUACACAUGUAUACUGUAACUGUCCAGCAGUCACGGCAAACUGGGUUUACCUGAGAGAGGCUGGCGUUAAGGUACGGGGUGAGAGAUCAGUGAGCCAAGGUGAAAGUUCUGAUCAAGGCUCAAAGUUUAAUUUUCAGUUCUGCGUUUAUAUAGGUAAAGACCCAUCCUUAGUUUCAGCUGGGUUCUUGUUUCAAAACAAGUUUCAGCAGACAGUCUUGUUUUUGCAGGAAUACUGUGGAUGUGGUAAACAGGAGACUCCACUCCAGGUGGGCUAGGCGACUGUGGCAAAACAAGGCCGUUUCCUGGGCGUGAGGAACAUGGUGAAGCUGCUUCACACCCUGGCGGAUCACGGUGAUGACGUCAGCUGCUGUGCCUUCUCGUCCUCCCUCCUGGCCACCUGCUCCUUGGACAAGACCAUCCGCCUGUACUCCCUGAGUGACUUUGCAGAACUGCCGCACUCCCCGCUCAGGCUUCACACCUACGCGGUCCACUGCUGCUGUUUCUCGCCCUCAGGACACCUUUUGGCUUCGUGCUCCACCGACGGUACCACCGUGCUGUGGAGCGCGCACAGCGGCCACACCCUGACGGUGCUGGAGCAGCCGGGCGGCAGCCCAGUGCGCGUCUGCUGCUUCUCCCCAGACUCCGCCUACCUGGCUUCGGGGGCGGCCGAUGGAUCGGUUGUUUUGUGGAAUGCACAGACGUACAAAUUAUAUAGGUGUGGCAGUGUCAAGGAAAGCUCAUUGGUGGCCUGUGCAUUUUCUCCCGAUGGGGGCCUCUUUGUCACUGGCUCCUCGGGCGGGGACCUGACAGUGUGGGAUGACAGAAUGAGGUGUCUGCACAGCGAGAAGGCGCAUGAUCUCGGAAUCACCUGCUGCAGCUUUUCCCCCCAGCCUCUCUCUGGCGGAGAACAAGGCCUCCAGUUUUACCGAUUGGCAUCGUGUGGUCAAGACUGUGAAGUCAAACUCUGGGUUGUUUCUUUUACCCGUGUCUUAGGCUUUGAAUUAAAAUAUAAAAGUACACUAAGUGGGCACUGUGCCCCUGUCCUGGCUUGUGCGUUUUCCCACGAUGGACAGAUGCUCGCAUCAGGGUCAGUGGAUAAAUCUGUCAUCAUAUAUGGUAUCGGCGCUCAGAGUGUGCUGCACACGCUGACUCAGCAUACCAGGUACGUCACCACCUGUGCCUUUGCACCUGGCACCCUCUUACUUGCCACUGGGUCGAUGGACAAGACAGUGAACAUUUGGCAGUUUGACCUGGAAACACCUUGCCCAGCAGGAAGCACGAACGAUCUGCCGAAACAUCUCGUUGAAGACUGGUCAGAGGAGGAUGUCUCAGUAUGGCUCCGUGCUCAAGGCUUGGAAGACCUGGUCAGCAUUUUCAGGGUUAACAACAUUGAUGGGAAAGAACUGUUGCACCUCACUAAGGAAAGUCUGGCUGGCGAUUUGAAAAUCGAAUCUCUCGGGCUGCGCAGCAAAGUCCUGAGGAGUAUUGAAGAGCUCAGGACCAAGAUGGAGUCCCUUUCUUCCGGAAUCCCCGAUGAGUUCAUCUGCCCAAUAACCAGGGAGCUCAUGAAGGACCCGGUCAUCGCUUCAGAUGGCUACUCCUACGAGAGAGAAGCAGUGGAAAGCUGGAUCCACAAAAAGAAACGCACGAGCCCCAUGACGAACUUGGCUCUCCCUUCGCUGGUACUGACCCCAAACAGGACUCUGAAAAUGGCCAUCAAUCGAUGGCUAGAGACGCAUCAGAAGUGACCGUGCGCACAGACAUCGCAUACACCCUCAGUGAUGCCUGCCAAUGAUUCAGAGUGCUAGGCAGCCAUUACAAAAGUGAAAUAAAAGGAAAAGACAAAUGUUAAAUUGAGUUAUUUUUAGAAACUGUCAGUUAUAAAGGUGGUGCACACCUUUAAUCCCAGCACUCAGGAAGCAGAGGCAGGUGGAUCUCUGAAUUCAGGCUAGGUCUUCUUGGGCAAGUUUCAGGAUGGCCAAGGCUACACAGAGAAACCCUGUCUCAAAAACCCAAAACCAAAAAUAAAUAAAUAAAUAAAUAAAAUAAAUAGUUAACUAUCUUUAAAACACAGAUUUAUAUAUCCUUUGUCAUUGCUGUUUCUGUAAAGGUGAAAGUUUUGUUUUGUUUU